Messenger RNA from Armigeres subalbatus, 1721 nucleotides. RefSeq lists its product as uncharacterized. Bases 639 to 1721 code for a protein of 360 amino acids. The record is from RefSeq and is a predicted model, not a curated record. Lineage: Eukaryota; Metazoa; Arthropoda; Insecta; Diptera; Culicidae. The transcript has 3 exons.
AGUACCAACCUUUUCAGUGGCGACGAGGACAAAAAAAAGUGAAAAAUCUUAGUUAACUUUAUCGCGCGUGAAAAGUGAAGUGGGUGUUUGGAAGGAAUAUUCCGUAUUCGCGUGGAAAGUUCUUUCGCUGAGCACCUAUAGAGCGUCAACGCCAUUUCUACCGCAAAUCUGAGUGUCAUCCUUUGGAUACUUUACCUUACAAAAGUAUACCGAGUACACCGUGAGAGUCACACAUUGAACGGUUUUCCAGUGAGUACCAGUGAGUACAAUUGUAAUAGCACCGGUGGUGUUCCGUUUCCACGGUUCCUAUCUUACCUAAAAGUGUGACGGUGGGAAGACAGGUGCGGUGCAUUGUAUGCAUGCAAGUGCAUCCGCAAGUGCUAUCGAAGGUUUGUUCUGUGAGGUCGUAUACGCGUUUACAACCAAAAAAAGGGGUGUUGCUGCUGCUGCUGUUUGUUUGCUGUUGUUGCUGUGGACCUGCUUCCGUGUUGUUGCUGCUGUAUUUAUCUUUUGCUUCGUGGGACCCUUGUUGCAAAUAUAUCGACGUCGACUCAUUCUGAGUAGGGUGGUUAUACAUAUAAUUGACAUCGUUGUCAUCAGUAUUUUUUAGUGCCUCGCCUAAUAAAAACAAAGACAAGAUGUCUAUUAAUCCUACAUCUGAGCCUUUUAUCCCCGGUACUAUUCCCUUUUCCCAAUAUCAAGAGCAAUUAGAGUGGAUGUUUGAGCAUAAUAACUAUACGGAAGAUAGAUAUAAAACCUCGUUUUUGGCUGUUUGCGGUACCGAGGUGUUUUCUCAGUUAAAGCUUCUGUUUCCAGGACAAAGUUUGAGAGAAUUAACAUAUAAACAAAUCACGGAUAAAUUGAAGCAACGCUAUGAUAAAAAGGACUCAGAUGUUAUCCAUAGUUACCGAUUUUGGACACGUCGGCAGGGGCAAUAUGAGAAGGCAGUAGAUUUUGUUUUAGACGUUAAGCAUUUAGCAGAACAGUGUGAGUUUGGCGAUUUUAAAAGCAGAGCAAUUAGAGAUGUGCUAGUUAUCGGCUUGAAUGAUCGAGGUUUACAAAAGAGACUUUUUGAUGAGGAUGAUUUAACUGCGGCCAAAGCCGAAAAAAUAAUUGUUAAUCAGGAGCUUGCUUCUGAUAGAACACUGAUUUUAAGUACCGAUGAUGAUAAAAAACCUGGUAUAGUAGCUCGUUUAGGUCGUAAAGAUGAUAAACCUUAUCGCCAAUCUAGAUUCAGGAGCAGAAGUAGAAGUGACAGCAGAAGUUGGCCCAGUGAUAGUCGCAGAAAUGACAGAUAUAACAAUAAGAACCAUUAUUCCGAAAAACAAUUUGUGUGCUCUUAUUGUAAGAAAAAAGGGCAUGUUAGAAAAUAUUGUUACCGACUAAGAAACAAAAGCCCUCGCAAAUCUCAGACAAGUGUAAAGUUUUUAGAUUCUCCCAAACCGUCAAGUUCGGGAACUGAUGGAUUAUUCAAGCGUUUAAAGGAAGAUAUGGAGUCAGAUUCUGACGAUGAACUGCCGUGUAUGAUGAUUGCAUCUGUGAAUAAAAUCAGUGAACCUUGUUAUGUAGAAACAAUAAUUGAAAAGAAGAGAAUAACUAUGGAAAUUGAUAGUGGAUCGGCUGAAAGCGUUAUCUCCGAGAAUAUGUACAUGCGGUGCUUUAAAAAUCUGCCUCUAGAAUCAUGCAAUAAGCGUUUAGUAGUUAUUGAUGGAAAAAGCUGA